AUGAACGCCCUCCGGGCACUAGUAGCAAGGCACACGGAUAGAGACCGCUCCGCCGUUACGGGGCCAAAAUCGCUGCUGAAUGCGCGGAUGGAUCCGGUACGUCUUCAGUGCCGCGGUUACACCGAUAGGUGUUCUAUCGUGAGAUAUCCGCCGUUUCCUGGCGGUAUAUUCGUUCUGCCUGUUCAGGAAUCGUGGCCAAUAGAGAGGAUUUGGAGAAAACCUAAAUGGUCGGAUGGGGUCCGCAGCUCGGAGGUGCCACAGGCUUCAGUCGAUAUUUUAGGCAAAGUUGUCCUCCCGGGCGAAGUCACGAUCGCAACCCCACGAAUGCCCUACAACCUCUGGAAAAAAAUCACCGGCCUUGAUUUCGCAAUAGUGCAUUGGGCGGAGGGUGUUCAGUUCGGCUGGAGUGAGCCUGCGUCGGGCGCGCCGGCAACUUCCGCAGAGCCGCAUCGCACCCUACACCCCGCGUUUUUUACAGGAACUGGUGUCAUCCGGGGGGGGGUGUCGGAGAUGUCUAGUUUAUACGAGAACAGCUACAGCACGCUUCCACCGAGCAAAUAUCGCGCAGCUCGUCUUCUGACGGUCGGCGCCCCAACUUAA
Morchella sextelata is the source of this 600-nucleotide messenger RNA. RefSeq lists its product as uncharacterized. NCBI's taxonomy places the organism in Eukaryota, Fungi, Ascomycota, Pezizomycetes, Pezizales, Morchellaceae. The transcript is spliced from 9 exons. The record is from RefSeq and is a predicted model, not a curated record. Bases 1 to 600 code for a protein of 199 amino acids.